Tribolium madens (black flour beetle) is the source of this 2353-nucleotide messenger RNA. RefSeq names its product zinc finger CCCH domain-containing protein 10-like. The record is from RefSeq and is a predicted model, not a curated record. Gene Ontology annotation, molecular function: metal ion binding. NCBI's taxonomy places the organism in Eukaryota, Metazoa, Arthropoda, Insecta, Coleoptera, Tenebrionidae. The transcript has 4 exons. Bases 700 to 2100 code for a protein of 466 amino acids.
AAAAAAUCGUGUAAUUUGAUCGUUAUUUAUUGAUACAAAAUUAUCGGCUGAAAUCACCACAUUUGUAACAUUUGCAUUCGGCCGGUUCUCUCAAUUUCACGUCCAUGGAAUUGACAGUUUCGGCCGUGAGACGGACGCCGUCAGGGUCGUAGCAAUGGGUGAGAGUGAUGGUGCGUUCCCUGAGGAAGCUUUCCCUGCAGCAGUAACAUUCCUGGAGGAAAAAUUAAUCAACGAUGUAUUAAAUGACUCACUUUGAGGAAUCCAGUUGGGGUGAUGACCGACGGCUGGACUUGGCUUUUGCACGAGCCUUCGCAUUUGUUCACCGCCACCUCCCCAUUGCAUAUUCUCUGUAGGCGCCCCAAUUCGUCGAAUUCCUCUGAAAAUGACAAAUUCGCAUGGGAUUUUUCACAAUUUUGGCUUCACCUUUUAUCAAAUUGAUGUCAGACAUGAGUGUUUCGCACGUUUCCUCCGAUAUUUCCGAUACGGAAUAGACACAAGUGGCGUACACGAGACAGAGUAUGAUUUUGUCGAACAUUUUAGUUUGACUGUGGGGGUAUUUCAGCUACGUUCGUUUUUAUACCGUCGACGGGUGAAACCCCCGACUGUUCUUACACGAUUUGCGAAUUUGCAAUAAAGUGGAAAAACGGAAAAUUCGAUUUUCAGGUGCGCGCGGUUAAUGUAUUUAUUUUUUCAUUGAAAAUGUCCGAUAAUUCUGAAGAGAAGGGGCAAAACGACAAGGAAGACAACGUCUGUAGGGAUUUCAUACGGGGGAUUUGCGACCGGAGAUAUUGCAAGUACAAACACGAAACGGACAUGAAGACUUUGAAUUUUUGCCACGACUAUCAGAAUAAUAUCUGUCCCAGGCCCACUUGCAAAUUCAUUCAUUGCACUCCAGAGGAAGAAUUCGAGUACAAAAACACUGGAGUCAUGUCGAAUCAUAUUCUCGCUGAGGCAACCCGGAAAAAUCAAUUACCCGGAGCUCAACCGAUUUGUAAUCAAUUCCGGAAGGGUUUAUGCAGACGCAGCUUUUGCAAGUAUCGACAUUUGACCCGCGAGGAAGAAGAUGCAGAAAUCAUGGAAUUGAUACAACACAACAAUAAGAAAAACUUGAUUUGUAUCAAUAAUCCUCUGACUGAAUCUCAAGUAAUGAAUACGCCAAGUAACGGUCUUCAUAGACGAAAUCCGAUAAGUUACGAUGAAUAUGAAGAUUGUGGGUUACAACUCCCUAAACGUCGGUUCAUUGCGGAACCGGAAAUACUUACUAAUGGAGGGGAAUUGCAUUCGGUUGAGCCGAACCGAGUCCGGGCUGUUUUCAAGGGUUACUUUGCGGGGAAUCCCCCACCUCCAAUGCUCAGCCGAGUCGAUGCAAGGACUUUAAUGUUGGAAGAAGAGAACAACAUGUUACACAAAGAAAUCGCCCAGUUGAAGCGCCAAGUGUCCGAUUUGACGGCCACUAACGAGUUCCUCCUCGACCAAAACGCCAAUCUCCGUGUUUCCAAUAAGCGCAACGAAGGCGUCUCGAUGCCCGCCGUCACUAUAACCAACACCAACACUCCUCAAGUGAUCCGAACGGUGACGGCGAGCGUUGCCACCGUUCCGGUGUCGUUGGCCACCGUUUCGACUUGUAAUCCCGUAUCAGUGUCAAUUGCGGGUGUUCCCACCGUUUCGAUGGCGCCCCCUGCACAAAUCCUCGCCCCUAGUCAACAAAUCCUCGUUACGACAAAUCCCUCGACGCAGGCGCAAUUAGCGAUAGCCCAGCAGAAUUUGGCCAAUAAUCUCGCUCAACAAGCCCAACCACAAUUGACAUCGCAAGCUCAAUUGGCAUUGGCUACGACUACCCAACAGUUGACUUUGGCUAACACGCAACAAGCGCAACAAUUGGCCAAUCAACAGCAACAGUUGGCUAAUCAACAGUUGACCUCGUUGGCUAAUACGUCGCAAGCGCAGCUAGCGCAACAGUUGCUCACGCAAAAUCAACAGAUUGAGAUGCACAGAAAUGCGAUUAAUACGUCGCAAGUGAAUGCAAUGUCGAAUACGACACAACCGAUGGUGUCCUAUCCAAUUAUGACGCAAAGUAUCAAUCAUGCGUUGACACAUUAAAGGGAUUUUUACUAAAGUGUAGUUUAGUGAAGACUGAAGUAGGCUAAGGUUUGUUUCAAGCUUGUAUAUAGGUUCAGUUUUUCGGUUUUUAAGAACAUGUGCUUAGUUCAGUGUCGUUUUGGUAAUGAUAAGUGGUUUGUGCAAAUCAUGUACAAAUUUUUCUUAAUUUAGCUAUUUGAUAAACAGUUUUCUCUUCGUUCUAAAAAUGUUAAUAUACUUAAAAUAAACUUAUUUAUGUCGAAGUUUUUCUAAA